This is a messenger RNA of Gordionus sp. m RMFG-2023, 2746 nucleotides long. Its product is annotated as short transient receptor potential channel 6-like. Bases 52 to 2709 code for a protein of 885 amino acids. The transcript has 11 exons. The record is from RefSeq and is a predicted model, not a curated record. Gene Ontology annotation, cellular component: cation channel complex; plasma membrane. Gene Ontology annotation, biological process: single fertilization; regulation of cytosolic calcium ion concentration; calcium ion transmembrane transport. Gene Ontology annotation, molecular function: protein binding; inositol 1,4,5 trisphosphate binding; store-operated calcium channel activity. NCBI's taxonomy places the organism in Eukaryota, Metazoa, Nematomorpha, Gordioida, Chordodea, Parachordodidae.
GGAAAUUAUAAUAUAUUUUCACAAUCCAAAACUCAAUCGAUAAUAUAAAGAAUGAAACAACCAAAAGACCCCUAUUCAUACUCCCAAAAGAUUCACGAUCCAAAACUUGCUGGAAAAAUAAAUCAAAGCACCAACAAUUCCCUAGAUCCCGAAAACAAUUUGCACGAAAGACUCUCACAUAUAAUAUUUGGUGAUGCCUCUUUGACUGAAAUAGAGAGCAGAUAUUUAAGUGCCGCGGAAAAAGGAGACCAAAUUUCUCUUCACGAGAUUUUACAAGAAAACCCGGGCUUAAAUCUCAAUUGUGUCGAUUACUUAGGCAGAAGUGCAUUGCAACUAGCAGUACUGGAAGAACAGAUCGAUGUGAUCGACUUUCUUAUUCCUCGAAUGCAGUUGCAAAGGGUAGGAGAGGCCUGGCUCCAUGCUAUAGAUAAAGGUAAUCUGGCAAUAUGCGAGCAGAUCUUGCAACAUCCAUUCCACAGAAAUACACUUAUCAGGAACCAACUCCUAGGUAACGAUUCCUUUUUCAGUACCGAGACAGAAAACCUAAGUUUUUCUGCCGAUAUGUCGCCAAUUAUUCUGGCUGCGCAAAGGAACAAUGUGAAACUUAUUCAAUUGCUCUUGGCAAAUGGGGCCAUAAUACCACGACCACACAUUUACGACUGCAAAUGCAUAAGCUGCAGUAAUCAACGAAAAUUUGAUUCCGUAAGGCAUUCACACUCCAGGCUUAAUGCUUACAAAGGGCUGGCCAGUCAGGCCUAUAUAAGCCUCUCUAGCAAUGAUCCACUUAACACGGCGUUUGAACUCAGCAAGGAGCUCGCUGACUUGUCCAAAGUAGAAAAAGAAUUUAAGAUCGAAUAUGUGAAACUCAGCAACCAGUGCAAAGAUUAUUCCGUUGUUCUUGAGAACUUAUGUCGAUCCACUGAUGAACUGCUAACAAUUUUAAAGGGGAAGUCCACGCCAAAACCUACAAACAAAUUUAUUAAAAGCGACAGAGACAAGAACCUUACGAAAAACAUAGACGCUUUCAACGCAGACGAGAUCGACGGUUCUGAAUUGAAUAUGCUCAAAAUCGCCAUCAAAACCAAACAAAAGAAGUUUAUAUCACAUCCUAGUUGCCAGCAACAACUAUCCAUAUUUUGGUAUCGGGGCUUCACAUUUUGGCAACAUUGUAAUUCGAUGGGGAAAAUAGCUAUCGUUUUUCUAAUAGGAAUUUUUAUUCCUUUAUUAGCCCUGGGGCAUUACAUCUUGCCUAUCAAGCAAUUUCGUCGAUUUUUGCAAAGUCCCAUCAUAAAAUUUAUGAUGCACGCGAUGUCUCACGUUAUUUUCCUUAUUCUCCUGGGGCUUUUGAGUGUAAGAAAUGAUCAGCUGUUCCGACAAAUGUUGGGUCUACCACCGUUGGCAACAUAUUCAAACGAUAACAUCAAGGAAGAAUUGCGCGAAGCUCAAUAUCUUUAUUUUUUCGGCAUAAUUCAUUUGUUAGUCGUGUUAUGGGUCAUAGGUUAUUUGGUCACCGAAGUGAACCAGAUUUUCAACGAAGGGCCUGCCAAUUACCUAACUGAUUGGUGGAAUUACUUGCAUUUUAAUCUCAUUCUUCUUUACUUUGCCGCUUACGCUACACUCUUCACCAUAUACUUCAAAAUUUACAAUACAAUCAAUUUCACGACCUUUCAAGACUUUUUGGCCGAUAUUGAAAGCCGCAACGGAAAAAGAUCCGAAUCCUUGGAAACACCGGUAGCUAUUUUUAACGUAUUCUUCUCGUUGGCAAACGUAAUGAGCUUUAUGCGUAUGGCUUACUUCUUACCCGCUAACGAGCAAGUUGGUCCAUUACAAAUUAGUCUAGGUCGGAUGAUGGAAGAUAUAGUCAAAUUCGGGUUUAUUUUUGUGCUGGUCUUAACGGCCUUCAUUUGUGGUAUGACUAACUUGUAUGGAAUGUACAGUAUAGAAGGAUCCAACCAUAUAUUUACAUCUCUACAAGGUACUUUCGGGAUACUCUUUUGGUCCACUUUCGGCAUGGGUGACCCCAGUGCCCCCAAAUUUGAUAAUAAAUCAAGGAUUUUCAUCCAAAAUUCGGGGUAUAUUCUUUAUGGAAUGUAUACAGCUACUUCAUUAGUCGUGCUCGUUAAUAUGCUCAUAGCUAUGAUGACCGAUUCCUUUCAACAAAUAAAAGAUGAUGAAGACGUUGAAUGGAAAUAUGCCCGUUCCAAGCUUUGGAUGUCUUUUAUCCAAGAACGCGAAUAUUUACCUAUUCCAUUUAAUUUGAUUCCAUCGCUUGAUUUCUUGAGUGGAAUUUUAUUUGCCUUGGCAGAGUUUGUAAAGCACACCAGUUUGUUGAUUAUGCGCAAAGUGUCGCUUCAUAGCGGUGCUAACGACCCAAAUAUUUACAAUAGAAAUCGGGAAAUGGGGUUGACCAAUGGGCUGAACCGGGAAAAUAAGCGGGAUGGAAUUAUUGACGACAAAUAUGAUAUUAUGAUGAGAAAAAUUAUAAGACGUUAUUUGCACGCAAUUUUGUAUUCAAGAAUUCCACAAAAUGAAGGUGACACGAUUGACAUCAAAUACGGCAUGCUGAAACAAGCUAAUGAAAAAAUAAAGAGUGAUAUCAGUGAACUCAAAGGUAUGCUUACAGAGUUUAGAGACAAUAAAUACUCCAGCAACAACUCUAGGAGAUCAUCCAAUAUAAAAGGAAAAGACCUCCUUAAUAUAAAACUUUAAAUCAAAAAUUAUAUUCGUACCUCACUCGUGUAGGAUU